Messenger RNA from Biomphalaria glabrata, 1463 nucleotides. Its product is annotated as zinc finger C3HC-type protein 1-like. Lineage: Eukaryota; Metazoa; Mollusca; Gastropoda; Planorbidae. The coding region runs from base 293 to 1423 and encodes 376 amino acids. The record is from RefSeq and is a predicted model, not a curated record. Gene Ontology annotation, molecular function: zinc ion binding. Gene Ontology annotation, cellular component: nucleus. The transcript has 10 exons.
GGUGACGAGAGAGCUUGUCGGCGAGACACACCCCCAAGGUCAAAAGUUAAAAAGUUGGAAUUGAGUUUCGUAGACGAUAGAUCUACUUAUUAAAUAAGAAAUUUAAUAGUAGAUCUAGUAUUUGUAGUAAACAAAUUAUCGGGUCUAGAUCUACAAGAAAUGUCAGAGAGGUGGGAACAAAAUGGCGGCAUUGUGAUGGCAGAAAAUAACAAAAUAUUAAAAAAUUGGGAUCAAAAUCGCCUGAAACAAUUUUUUUUCAAAUGCGUUUUUAAAAAAAUUGCAAGUUUGUUCGAUGUUCACAAUAGAUCGAUCUGAAAAUUGGGAGGAAUAUAGCCAGACACAUGUACUCUUAGCAGGAAAAAAAUCAACAGGAAAUCCAGCUGAAUCAAGAAACACAGAGAGCGAUUCAGACUCACUUGGAACUACAAAAAGUUGUAUUUCAAAUACUCUACGGAGUCAUGCUAGUUUUAUUGAACGUCUUGAAAGUUUUUCAGCCUUAACAUGGUUUGGUAAACCAUUAGAUUUGAGUCCUUUGGUUUGUGCUCGUUAUGGAUGGGAAAAUGUUGAUACAGACAUGUUGCGAUGUGUUGGAUGCAAAACAUUUUUAAGUGGCCAGUUACCAAAUAAAUCAGAUUAUCUGGCAUUUCAAGAAAGUUAUAACAGGUUAAAAAAGAGUUUAAUUUCUGCACAUGAUAAAUUCUGCAUUGUAGCAGCCAAUCCUUGUCCAGAGCAUUUUUGUCAUGUCCCAGUGGAAGAUCCAACACUACUGAUGGUUGGUUUUACUGAGAGGGUCAAAGCUUUAAUGGUUGUCCAAGACAAACUUCCAUGCAUAGCAUUAUCUAAACUUCAAAGUCUUGGUUAUGAUGAAGGUCAAGCUGGAGCUUACUGUAAGCGAAAUUUACUGCCUGACUAUGAUUCUACAGCCCAAGUUGUAACUCUUGCUUUUGCUGGCUGGACUUGUUGCUUAUCAAAAAAAGAUGUCCUACAGUGCUGCAUGUGUCUAAGACAGAUUGGUAUUUGGAAUUACCUUCCUAUGUCCCAUUGUUCCUAUAGCUCAGAGCAUGUAACAGAGCAUGAAGAUCAGGAGGGAGAGCCCACUGUUAAGAAAAGAAAAAUUGCCAAAGCCUUUGAUCCUAUUGAAGAACAUAAUCAUUGGUGCCCUUGGAUACAACCAUCAUCUUUACCAGUUUUAGCUAUGGCCACAAAUGAAUCUGGGCAGACAAAUCCACAUUCUUAUCUUGCUUGGAUAGCUGCUAUCAAAGUUAUUGCCCCUGGCUUAAUGGACAAAAAUGCAGGCUUAGCAUGCUCAAUGAAAACAAGUCCAAUGGUGGAAGGUUUGCGAUGCUUCCGUAAAGUCAUUAAGUCAUGGUCAUCAAAGAAAUCUGGUCACCAACCAUUUCUUCAAUCCACUGAACAGUUGUAAAUUAAUGUCAAAAUAAAGUGUCAUGUUUUUUAAUUGUAAA